AGCGUCAUUGACCUUGCAAUUACUACCCCGCCGGACCUCGCGCACGCAGAGCACGGCGCCGGCAGAGGCGGGUGCUGUUGCGGGUGCAAACUUUCUUCCUGGACCAGUGCUUUUCUCUCAGGAGCAUGAAGAACACACUGCGAUGGUCAAUUCGAGGUACGGCUUCGCCUCAUGUACCUGAGCUCAGGUGUCCCCGCGUGGCUCGACAACGGGGGACCACAACCGUAUCAUGCAUCUCGAUUCCCCACGUCCUGGAGACCAGCCUAGUGAAAUGUGCUCGGCGCGUCCCUUCAAGCUUCAGAUCUCAGAAGAAACCUCCACACUCUUUUAACAGACACUGCGUGUCCCACAAACAUCGUCGGACAGGAUCCACUCUCAUUUGACGGUCGACAUAUUCCCGACCCGCCUGUGAAUCGAGCCCUCGUCUGCGCGGUGCAAGCAGAGCGAAAAGGCCAUGACGCAGCCGUCCAUUAUCAGCGUCAACCUGGUCACCGUAGCUGUGGAGAGCUUGCUAUAUGGUGUCUUCCUCGCUCUGACCUCGGCUUCGUUCUACAUCCUCAUCAAUCGCGCACUGAGUCAACCGUCAAGCCAUGGGAGGUCGCGUCUGGCGUCCUUCUUGACCCCGGUGAUGUUUGGUUCCAUAGCUAUCACCGUCACUGUCACCGCUCAUUGGGUCAUGACCGUCAUUCGCCUCUUCGACGCCUUCGUACAUUUCGAGGAGGGGCAAGCAGCAUUGCUCUACUACUCGGAUCUCGCUCUCACCACAGAGAUUGUCAAGACUGCGUUUAUCAUCGCCACGGUCAUCAUAUCCGACAUCCUCUUGGUUUACCGGCUAUGGAUAGUCUGGGGACAUAAUUACUUCGUCAUUAUAAUUCCCAGUUUAACCGUGGUUGGCUUGUCAAUCGCAGGUCCUGGUGUGGUAUACCAACUCUCACAGCUCAAUGCGGGUAGCUCGGUGUUCGUCACAGAUGUUAACCGCUGGAUCUCCGCAGACUACUCGUGCACUUUCGUCACUAACGUCUACAGCACGUUCGGGAUUGCCUGGAAAGUGUGGCGCGUACGUCAACCUCAGGGUAGCAGGUCGUAUGGCGGUGGGAACCUCCAACGAGUACUCGCAAUGAUGGUAGAAAGUGCUGCUCUCUACACAUCAUACGCCAUCUUCUUCUUCGUCGCCUACCAAGUCAACAGCAACAUACAGUUCACCGCAAUCGACUCGCUCUGCCCCAUCGCCGGGAUCGCCUUCACGAUGAUCAACGUCCGCGUGGGUCUCGGAUGGGCCCAGCGGGCACACCAAUCCUCGCAGAUCUCUUCGUCCGGGAUUGGGUCGAGACGCGCCGCCGAGCAGUCCUUCGCCAUGCGCCCCGUCGCGGUCGACAUCACACACGUCGUGCACAGGGAGGACGAUCUGGGACAGUCUGUCAAAAUUGGGGCGGACGACUAUCCCGUCUGAGCGAAUGUUGUACUUCGAAUCCGUUUUACAUCGGCAUUCCUGCGGAUUAAUUGGGGACCUUGGUACCUAGUAUUGUAUGUAUGUACGUUGUCUGUGCCCAUAGUAC
Molecule: messenger RNA, 1556 nt
Organism: Fomitopsis serialis
Lineage: Eukaryota; Fungi; Basidiomycota; Agaricomycetes; Polyporales; Fomitopsidaceae
Exons: 8
Coding region: 455-1450 (331 amino acids)
Source: RefSeq, a predicted model, not a curated record